AUGUAUACUAUGUUAAAUCAUUAUUCUCUAUCAUUUCCUUCUCGUUCUGAUCAAUCGUAUACACUAAAAGAAUUUCUACGCGAUAUUGAUACUGAAUGUGAUAAUCCAUAUAAGUUACCCAUUAUAGUUAAUAUAACAUCAUUAAAUAAUUAUGGACGAUCAAUAAAAGGUCUUCUAUCAAAAGCUACUUCAUUAUUAUUAAUAGAUAUGUGUCAACUUGAUUCAAUCUUAGCUGAAUAUCAUCGUCCAUCUGAUGGACGUCAACCUUUUCAUCGAUCUCGCUCAAUAUUAACACAAAGAGUCCCAACAAAAGCAUCAACAAAAUUUCUUAGAAUGAAAAAAUUAUCUAAAUCACUUGCUUCAUUAACGGCACCAAAUCAAGUAUCUAAUAUGAGCGAUGAUGAGAUUUUAGAUAAUGAUCAUGAUAAUACAUAUAAUCAACGAACUAUUAUUAAAGCUUUAAACGAAAAACGUUCUUCAUCGUUUCCUCUUUGUCGUAUACCAAUAAGCUAUCAAAGUUUUUUUGAAUUACUCAAUGAAAAUGAUCAAUCAAUUGAACCAUGUCAUAAAUUAAGUGACUUAAUUAUUAUUGAACAAGAUCCUGAUGAUCCAGAAAAAUAUAUUGAAAAAUGGCCACAUGCUUUUUUUCUUCGUAGUUCUUGUAAUGCAUAUACAAAAAAAUACACGUCUGAAAUUUUUAAUUCAACAAAAAAUUAUCAGAAUUCAAAAUCUACUGGUACUACUAAUUCUUCUUCUUGUGGUUCAGUAACUGAUUUAGAAUCACAGAAUAAUCUUAUUGAAUUAAAUGAUAAUAUAAAAAUUCUUCAACCAGGACAAAUUUUAACUAUUUUAAAUGUUUGUUAUGGUUUUCGUAGGCGAAUAUCGGACAAAGAAUUAAAACAACAACAACACCAACACCAACAGCAACAACAACAACAACAACCAACAUCUCCUUCAAGUUCAUAUUCAUCACCAGCAACUUGGAUGAAAGAGAAAUCGAAAAUAUUUUUUACAAAAAAACGUCGACAAACACCUAAUAUAGUUAAUAUAUUACAUGAAAGUGUUCAAAGUAAAUCUAUUCCAAACACGUCAGGACCUUGUUUAAAAUGUCAAACUCAAAAAGGUGAUCAUGUUUAUAUAUUUCUUCAUGAAUCUGGUAGUUUUAGUCCACUUAACUGUCAAACGGAUGAUUCAAAAUUAAAUACAGAAAUAAAUCAUCCUGAUAUAUCUAGUGUUUUUCAAUUAAACGAAAUACUUUCAAAUUUUCGUUUUCCUAUAUCUGUUCGUCUUCUUGAUGGUUUGAGUUCAUAUGAUAAUAUUAAUUCAAGAGCAAUUCUUAAUCGAGAUGAAUCAUCAUCUUUAACAUCAACAAAACUUCGUUUACUUAUGCCAUAUAAUGAAAAUGUUGUUUUUGCCUGUCCACUAAAUUUACUAUCACAAAAAAGUCAAAAACCUUCAUCACCAUGUAUCGUUAUUCCUCUUUCAGUAAAUGCAGAUAUUGAAAUUCAACCUUGUACAAACAUGUCGGAUAUAUCUAAAACUGAAGCUUUUCAAAAAUUAAUUGAACCAUGUUUUCAACUAAUUAAACAAUAUCAAACCGAAAUUUCACUUAUUAAUAUUCCUCUUCAACUAACCAAUAAAACAAAUCGACGAAGACAACCAUUACUUAAAAAACGUUCUCAAUCUGAUUCUAAUUUAGACGAAGUAUCUAAAGAUAAAUUUCUACAUUCCAAGAAACAACCAAAUAUUAUCUUUCACUCCUGUGACGAUACAUCAUCUAUUGUAUCUUCUACAUACCAUAAUCGAGAUAGUAUGGAAGCAGACGAACGAAAUUUAUCAUCAGAUGGUAAACAACGAAAUUCAGCAGGCAAAAUUUCUGGGUCUUAUGGAAAAGUAAACAAAAAUCAACGAAGAUCUUCAUUUAAUGGAUAUAAUUCCGAGGACGAAAUAUAUGAAGAUGUUGACAAAAUUUAUGAUUAUAUUCGUACAGGUGAUAUCACAGAUGAUGUCGAAAGAAUUAAAGCUAAAGACCAAGCGGCCAGUAGCAGUUACACAAAUAUAAUUAUUGUACCAAAUUCACCAUCAAAAGGAACUGAUCAACAAAUCUCACCACCAAUUGGUAGUCCAGGAAAAAUAAUGAAACAUCGAUUUCUUACACAGGUUAAUAAUCCUGGAACAUUUAAUCAGAGUUUUGAAACGUAUCAAAGUCGAAAUGAUGGAUGUGUUGAUGAUGAUCAAGCUCGUGCCCUUUUUUUAGCAUAUAAACAACGUUCAAAAGAUGAUUCUAAAGAUUUUUCUAAUGUAAAAUCAACAACACCAAUGAAAAGCAUGAAUAAACAUUAA
Molecule: messenger RNA, 2343 nt
Organism: Rotaria sordida
Lineage: Eukaryota; Metazoa; Rotifera; Eurotatoria; Philodinida; Philodinidae
Source: the annotation of a GenBank genome assembly